AUGAGCUACCCGCCAGCCUCGAGCUCGACAGAGCCCUCGCCAGCAGCUUUCAACCCUCCUGUCGCCCACCAGCCCCCGCCUCGUCCGCCCGUCCCUGGCUCUGGCCCCACACCUGCCGACAACCCCUUGUCCUCGUCCGGCCCGUUCACCUCGGCGCCGCUCAUCACCUCGGGCGUCAACCUUGGGCCCCGCCGCCCCGACUACAAGGGCAAGCGCAAGGCGAGCGAACUCACCGGCGGCGACGGCGCCUCGAACGACGGCUCGCCCGUCGAGGACGACGACGACCAGGACGUGCCCGUCGAGCCGCAGGUCGAGAACGAGCUCGAGGCCGCUGCCGCCGUGCUCGGCGGCGCCGCACAGGCCGAGGCCGGCGCCAAGAAGAGACGCGAGUCGGACAAGGAGAAGAAGAAGGUCAAGGUGGGCGCGAGGGCGAGCAUCGCGUGCAAGACGUGCAGGAAGCGCAAGGUGCGCUGCUCGGCCGAGUGGCCAGUGUGCCAGUUCUGCCACGCGCGCAACCUCGAGUGCGUGUACGAGGGCCACCCGGCCGAGAACGGCGGCACCAUGUACGCUGGACCGCCGGGCGUCACACCGGGCGGGAACGGCGCGCCGCUCGAGGUCGACCUGCCCUCGAGCGACAUGAUCCUCGAAGCGCUCGACGCCUUCAUCACCAACCACUUCGACACGUUCCCGUUCGUCCACAAGCCGAGCCUGACGCAGGAGGUCAACGAGGGCCGUGCGCCAAAGGAGGUCGUCUGCUGCAUCCUCGCGCUCGCCGCAAGGUUCUCGCCAUCUCUGCGCAACCUGCACCCGUCCUCGCCGACCGCCGCCUCGGAGCACUACGCCGCCCUCGCCUCUCAGCUCCUCCUCCUCCCCGAAACUUCGCAUGGCCAGUCGUCCAACAUGCCGUCGGCCGACACGCCCAUCUCGCUCAUGCGCUGCCAGUGCCACCUCAUGCUCGGCUUCUACGAGCUCACGGCCGGCCGCGACAACUCGGGCUGGCUCAAGAUCGGCACCGCCAUCCGCAUGGCCCAGACGCUCCGCCUCGGGUUUGACGACGAGAUCCCCGUCUACGAGACGGCGCGCAACCCGACCUCGGCGGCGUCGACCUCGGCGGCCAUCUCGAGCGAGCCGCGCGACAUUGUGCGCGCCGAGAUGCGCCGCCGCACGUUCUGGGCCCUUUUCUCGCUCGACCGCACCGUCAGCGACGGCAACGAGCGCCCGUGCGGCCUCAAGGUGCCGCGCAUCGCGAGCCUGCGCAUGCCCGGGCCCGACGCCGACUUUGCCGCCGGCCGCAAGAGCGUCGGCGCCAAGUUCGACCCGGACCCGCCGGCGUGGAGCGUCUCGGUGCGCACGACGGCGUCCACGUCGUCGACGGCGGCACGAGCUGGGCUCGACGAGGGCGCGUCACCUCGUCCGGCGCUCGCGGCGGCGGCGGCGGCGGCGGCUAUGGCGGUCGACCCGGCCGACGAGCCCGACGCCGACCUGUACGGCUACACGUUGCGCAUCGCCGAGAUCUGGAGCAAGGUGGCGAGCUACAUCGGCUCGGGCGGCCGCAACGUGGACCGCCGCGCGCCGUGGCUCGCCGAGUCGACGUUCGCCCAGCUCGCCGGCGAGCUCGCCGACUUCGAGGCCAAGCUCCCCGACGUCCUCAAGUACUCGCAACAGACGCUCAUCGCCCACUGCAUGGUGCCCGAGGAGGCCAAGCUGUUCGCGCUACUCCACCUCACCAACGCCAUGGCUCGACAUGUCCUGCACCGCGACUACCUGCCGUUCCUGCCGCCCAACGACUUCAACGCCGCGCACGGACCCAUCGACGGCGAGCCGCUCUUUGGCUCGGUCGACGAGCCGUCCGGGUGGUGGCAGGCGUCGUUCGACAUGGCGGCCAAGAGCGCCAACACGAUCUCGGACGUCUGCUCGCACCUCGCGUCGCACGGCAUCGUCCUCACGCACCCGUUCGCCGGCUUUGCCGCCGUCGCCGCCGGCACGGUCCACAGCCACAUCCGCUACUGGCCCCAGUCGAGCUCGGUGCACAUCGACGCCGCGCACUACCUCGCUCAAGACGCCGAGAUCCUCAACGGCCUGCGUCAAAUCUACCCGAUCGCCGCUCGCUGGUACGAGUCGCUCGCCGGCCUGCAGCUCCUCUACUUCAACCUCGCGCGCGGCGUCCUCGACUCGGACCCGUUCAAGGUCCGUGCGCGCGUCCUCCAGCUCCUCCGCAGCGCCAAGGACGACGCCGACAUUGGCUCGCCGGUCCGUGGCGGCGGCGACGGCGCUGCGGCAGGCGCGCACGGCGCGGCGGCGGCGGGUGGGAGGAAAGGAGCGAACGGCGUGUCGGCGGCGGCGGGCAAGGGCGGCGCGAGGAGCGCGACCAAGGCGUCCAAGGGCGAGCGCGGUCGACCGGGCAACAAGCGGGCCGACUCGUCGUCGUCGUCGAGCGUCUACCCGUCGGUGCUCCACCCGAGCGAGCCCUCGCCCGGGCACCAGCACGGCCUGCCGCACUCGCUCAGCGGCCUCGUUUCGCCGCUCGACACGCCGCUCGGCGCCGGCGCCGCCUCGACCUCGACCUCAACGAGCGACGCCGGGCCCUUUGCGCCGCUGUACGCCGGCGCGCCGACGCCGACCUCGGCCAUGUUCCCGCCGGGCCACCCGCUCACGUCGCUCGACUCGGCGCACAGUGGCCCGACGGCGCACCAGCACCACGCGCACGCCGAUUCGGGCCCGUCGCCUGCCGACCUCGGCCUCUUGCCCGUCCCGGGCGACUUCUCGUUCGACUUGUCGGGCGCAGGCGGCCUCGGCGGACUCGGCGGGCUCGGCGCCUUGAGCACGCUCGACGAGUGGGGCGCCGGCUACUACUUUGGCGGGAGCAACUGGGGACUGGGAGGGUUCGGCGGCCUCGGCGUCGCGCCGGGUGCGUACGGCGGGCCCGGACCGCUCCAUGGCGCGCCGUACGCAGGAGCCGACCUCGGGUGGGGCGGACUGUAGAGGACGAGGAGCCUCUCGCUUGCCGAGCUUGACGAUGCAGUGGCAGAUGAACGUGGUAUUGCAGUGCGAGAGAUGCGCGUUGUACGUGAGGCAAGAGAGAGAGAGAGACAAGACACUGCGCCCGACCCACAGACAGAGAGAGACAUCUAAACGGACCCAAGACCCCCUCGCCCCAGCCUCGUCUAGCUCGCCGGACAGCUCCCGACCUCUGGGUACCCCAACGGCAACCGCAUCGCCAUCGACACGAGCGCGAAGAAGAGCGGACCCUGGCGGUCCCACUCCUGGCCGUCGGCAAA
Molecule: messenger RNA, 3278 nt
Organism: Rhodotorula graminis WP1
Lineage: Eukaryota; Fungi; Basidiomycota; Microbotryomycetes; Sporidiobolales; Sporidiobolaceae
Exons: 7
Coding region: 1-2982 (993 amino acids)
Biological process (GO): DNA-templated transcription; regulation of DNA-templated transcription
Cellular component (GO): nucleus
Molecular function (GO): zinc ion binding; DNA-binding transcription factor activity, RNA polymerase II-specific; DNA binding
Source: RefSeq, a predicted model, not a curated record